AUGUCGGAACGAAUGGCGCCCUGGCGCUCCAAGCCACCGGCGAUCGUUUCGCAGCUCAUCGCGCAGCUGUCGGCGCGCACGAUGUUCCUCGUGCAGCGCGCGGGGCCAACUGCGUUCGUCGUGGCGGAUGCGGACGCGCCUCCGGACCCGCACACGCGGCAACCGCGGAAGUUCCGCGUCUCCGUCGGAGCUGCCAUGACGUGCUCCUGCAGCCCGCCCGUGAGCGGCGCAGGCCCGUCCCCAGAGCUGUGUUUUCACACUCUGUUUGUUCUAACAAAGGUUUUGCGCGUGCCGCGCUCGAACCCGCUCGUCUGGCAGCGCUCGCUCAUGGACCGCGAGCUCGACGAAGUCCUCAGGUGCUCCGAGGCGCUGCAGCGGCCCGCGGGCGCCCCGAACGCCGUCCUCGUGCGGUCCCAGAGCGGCGUGACCGACGCGUCCGUGCCGCCGGGCCAGGUCGCGCCGCGGGAGGUCGCGGAGGGGGAGGUGUGCGCUAUUUGCUACGAAGACAUGUCGACGGCGUCGCUCGCGUCGCUCGUGCACUGCCGAUUCAGCUGCGGGCGGCGCGUGCACGGGCGGUGCAUGCGCGUGUGGGUCGACCACCAGCGGUCGACGGGGAAGGAGGAGACGUCCUGUCCGCUGUGUCGGCAAAAGUGGGGGGAGUUCGACUGGACGCCCCCCCGGUUCGAGCGGCAGCCGCGGGAGGGCCGCGCGCGCGACGAGGCGGUGCACUAUGGCGUGGCGUGCCACGGAACCUCGUGCGGGCGCGACACGCACAUCACGGGACCGCGAUACCGCUGUUGCGUGUGCAAUUCCUACGACCUGUGCCGGGAGUGUUUCCGCACGGGAACGCACAUGCAGCACCCCUUCAUGGUCAUUGACAAGCCAGGGAAUGCCGAGCAGCCGGCGGAGGAGCGCGUGGCGCCGAGCCCGGGGUCGCCGACGGGCGGGCGCGACGCGGAAGCGGCGGCGCGCGCCGCGCAGCGCCGCGCACAACAGCGUGUCGAGCAAGCGCAGCAGCGCGCCGGCGGCACGGGCAAGCGCCCCGUCGCGAGCAGAACGCGCUCGGACCUCUCGAAACGAUACACGGCAGGCACCCAGCAGCCCACGCCGGACCUCGCCAUCUCCGGCCUCCAGAUGGGGUCGGGAACGCCGCACGUCAUGCCGCCGUACCCCGCAGGCGCCAUCUCGCCGCCGGGGCCCUCGCGGCGCGCCGUGAACACCGCUGCGAAGGCUCCGCGGCAGGGCCGGCGCAGCACGGCGCCGAAGGAGGCCUCCCCGGCGCCGACGUCAGGCCUGGACCUGACGCUGGACAGCAACACAUAUCUCCCCCGCACGACGACGGCGCUGGCGGCGGUCGACGCCGCCGGCGCGCCGCCGUCACCCGCGCUCGACGCGCGGCGGUCCGCGCCGAGCCACGUGGAGGCCCCCCCUCUCGACAGCAACGGCGGCGCCGCAAGCGUCGAGCGGGCCUACUCGCGGCACCUCUCGCUCGGGCCGGUCGGCAGCGCGCCGUGGAACCUGGGGGGACACGUGGCGACGACGGUGCAGCGCGGGGGGGCGUCGCAAGAGACAGGAGAGGCGGAAAUGAUGGACGCAUUGGUCGGGAUGUCUCUAGGGGGAACGUCGUCGCCCGUGCGAGAUACGAGCCCGCCGCAGCACGGACGCAGGGCGGUGGGGCCGCACGAGGUGCUGCGGGGGCCGCGGCAGCCGCGGAGCUCGGUGCCGCAUGCGCGGGCGCCUCGGGAGGACAUGGGCGUGCUCGGCACCACGACGGGCGCGCUGCGCAAGGCCAGCCGGGCGUAG
Pedinophyceae sp. YPF-701 is the source of this 1803-nucleotide messenger RNA. The record is from the annotation of a GenBank genome assembly. Lineage: Eukaryota; Viridiplantae; Chlorophyta; Pedinophyceae.